UCACGUGCCGACGGACGGCGCUUGACACGUGCGUAGUCAAACAGCUGAUCCGGCAAACAUGGCGGCGCUGAGGAGCUGCGUCUCGGCUGUUUGCGGCAUUCUGCCGAAUAAUAUAAAUUUACUGGGACACGGCUUGCAACAGGUACGAAACUACGUCGGCUGCAGGGUAAUCCGCGAUCAGAAGCGCAGAAGAUGGGCGAAGCAGUACGCCGAGGAACGCUUGCGAUUGGUUGCCUUGAAGCGUAACGAUAUCCUGCCAGUCGAGAUAAGAGAGCUCGCUGGCAAGCAAAUAGACGAAACGAUUCCAAGGCAGACCGCUUUAAGACAGCUAACGCCGAGAUGCGUAGUGACGUCUCGGGGUCGAGGUACAGUGAUACGGUGGAGGCUGUCACGAUUCAUCUUCCGUCACCUGAUUGACUAUAAUAAAAUGGCUGGAAUGCAACGUGCCAUUUGGUAGAACGAUGGACUUAGCACCUUGGACUGCAUAUCACUUGCGUAUUGUGUAUAAUUAAUACUAAUGAAACGUAAAUGAAUCCUAAUGAAGGGUAAAUGCACGGAUACGAGUAGAAUAUUAAAUAAAUUAUUACCAUGUUCCUCUA
Molecule: messenger RNA, 599 nt
Organism: Wasmannia auropunctata (little fire ant)
Lineage: Eukaryota; Metazoa; Arthropoda; Insecta; Hymenoptera; Formicidae
Gene: mRpS14
Product: 28S ribosomal protein S14, mitochondrial
Exons: 3
Coding region: 59-457 (132 amino acids)
Biological process (GO): translation
Cellular component (GO): mitochondrial small ribosomal subunit; ribosome
Molecular function (GO): structural constituent of ribosome
Source: RefSeq, a predicted model, not a curated record